AACCACUAGCCACCAGUCUAUUUUAAAAAUUUCCAGAUUAGAGGCUUCGCUUUGCUUUUCCCUGCGCCUAUCCGCUGUAGAGGCAUAGAGUGGUGGUCGGUUCUGUUAGAUAGCUAUAGCGGCACUGCCGCUGCCGGCUGCCGCUGCUCCUGUGCUCUCCGCCGUGUAGUGAUCUUAUUCCGUUCGCCGUCGUGCGCGGUGCUCGUCGCUGGUCUUCCAUAACAUCAUAUCCCGUUUCCCGCGCCGGAAUCCUCGAUAUGGAGCGCCUCGUUAUCAGCUCAUACGCGCUACCAUGCAAUGCAGCCGCUGCCAACCUUUCGACUCCUGUUCUUGCAUCUAAUACCGUCGACGGCGCUUCUUCGCGGAACGUUCGUCCGGCAUCUGCCAUCCAACGUCAUCACUCCCCUAUGCCACGUGUGCCCGCCAACCGAACGCCAGGACGCAGCUUGGGUGACGUCCGCGUCUUCGCUGGCCAACUCUCCGCGGCACGGUUUGUCUCUUCAUCUCUACAUUCCAACUCCAGCCGUCGCGUACACUGUAACGCGUCUGCUGGUAGCGCGGAUGGAACCGGGUCCAGCGACGACAAAGGGGAGGAGGAGGAGGGAGGGGAGGCGGGGGGAAAUGGAGAACAGGGGAAGACAGACAAGAGAGCAGAUGAUGCUGUACCGAGUGAGCGCAAGGACAAAAGCGAGGAGGCUAUUUCCGAGGAUCUUGUUAGCGAGGAUGAAAACGCGGACAUCGUGAGCAGCCUGGGCGAUUGGCGGGAGUUCCGCGCGCGCCUGAUCCGCGGGGAGGUCGGAGUAGCGGGGGAAGAGCCCGGUGCAUCUGGAUCCACGGACGGUGGAGAUGCUUUGACAGGCAGCACAUCAACGGCUGGAGAUCUGCCAGGCUUGGAGGAUGUAGCUGAAGCAGGAGCAGGAGCAUCAGCAGCAGCAGGGGGGGGAGCAGGAGGGGCGGCAGAAGGAGAUGAGAGACGAGGCACUGUGCCCUCCCCACUCUCUCCCUCCUCCUCUCCUUCCUCCUCCUCCUCCCUCCCUAAGUCCUGGGCUCACCCCAUAGCAGUUCCCGAGACUGGGUGUGUGCUUCUGGCGCAUCCCAAGGCGUUUGGCGUGUCUCAGCAGUAUUUCAACCGCGCUGUCAUCUUCCUGCUCAUGCACGGUCCCCAAGGCACAGCAGGCGUGAUUCUUAACAGACCCUCGCAGUACACGCUCGGGCAGCUUGCAGGUUUCGAGGAGCUCAUGCCGGAAUUUUCCGCCUGCCCGCUGUACCUGGGCGGGGACGUGGGGUCAACGUCCACGCACUGCCUGCACGGGGUGGCGGACCUAGUGGGGGGGGAGGGGGGCGCGAGAGAGGUGUGUCCGGGGGUGUAUGUUGGCGGGUACUCGAGAAUCAAGGAGCAUGUGGGCAGUGGGAAGAGCAACAGCAUGGACUACCGAUGGUUCGCCAGAUAUGCAGGCUGGGCACCGGGGCAGUUGGAGCGAGAGGUGGCAGCUGGGGUCUGGUACCUGGGUGCUUGCUCCCCGGACCUUAUUCUGCGGCACUCCUUGAGAGAAUCGGAUACUGUAGAGAGCAACAGCGACAGUAGCAGUAGCGAGAUUGACAAUAUUGAGGCAGCAGGGGCGGAUCCUCAGAGCAGCAGCAGCACGGCAGGUGGUGAGGGUGGGGGGAGGAGAGGGGGAGGGGUGGGUGUGAGUGGGAACACUGUGUUGUGGCGGGAGGUGAUGGAGUUGAUGGGUGGCGAUUUUGCUCUCUUGUGUAAGCAGGCUGAUGGAGAGUUGUAGGCUGGGAUUGUUGCUGAACAAUACUGGGAUUUUGAGCAGUUGGUGUUCGUUACGUGACCCAAAUACCAGUACAUGAAACCUUAGAUCGUGUCCAGAGUGCAA
Messenger RNA from Closterium sp. NIES-67, 1883 nucleotides. NCBI's taxonomy places the organism in Eukaryota, Viridiplantae, Streptophyta, Zygnematophyceae, Desmidiales, Closteriaceae. The record is from the annotation of a GenBank genome assembly.